Messenger RNA from Cuscuta epithymum, 1240 nucleotides. The record is from the annotation of a GenBank genome assembly. Lineage: Eukaryota; Viridiplantae; Streptophyta; Magnoliopsida; Solanales; Convolvulaceae.
CCAAACAUCUUGAUUGCAUAAUUUGAGAUUAAACUUGAAAUUUUGGGAAAUUAAUGAAAAUUUAGGAAAAUAUACCUUGGAUUGAUGAAAUGUAUGGUGUUGUGUAUCUAUUUUCUCUUCUAACCUUGCACGAUGGCCCCUAAACGAAAACAAAAUCAUGGCGCUUCAUCUUCCUCCUUCACCGGCAACCGUUUCACUUCGAUUGAAAAUGAAAAGUGGUACGAGGAGCGAAAAAAAUGGAAAAUUGUGGAGGAGAAAACAGUGCACCCGGACAUCGACGCUGUUUUCAAGCUCACUGAGAUCUUCGCCCGUUUUGGAUGGGCAAUGAUGCUUACAUUGACAGGAGCGUAUUACCCCCGGUUGGUCCGGGAGUUUUACGCUAAUGUCUCGGACAAAGAGACCGGAUACGCGGAAAUCCAAACAACGGUGAAAGGGAGACGCAUCAAAGUUGACCCGGACCUCCUCUCAAGCAUCCUUGAAGUUAGCAACACAGGCCCCACCUUGGAAUACAAUCAAACCGGCAUUCUAAGUGACAAUUCCUACAAUGAGGCGGAUGCACGGCGGUUCUUCGGGCUCAAAAUAAACCUACAGACCAAGUAUCUAUGGCACAUUCACGCUCGCCUACUCGUCUAUCUUAUUGGCUUCAACAUUGUCCCUCAUGCUAGUGACCGCCACUUGGUUAGGAGGAUUGAUCUAUACCUUCUUCAAAAGAUGCUAGUUGGCCUAUGAGACAUAGAAGGGAUACCACUACCACGACUCCUAAAAAAUAUGAAAAAUGUGGUGAUCUCCAAACAAGGUUCAAAAAACUUUUGUCACCCGCUUUUACUCACCAAGAUUUUCAGGCACUUUCAGGUUGACUUUGAUGGAGAGGAAGUUGCUUAUACCAAUGAAUCUAAUGUCUUGGACAAAGAAACAAUGAUUGCCCUCAAGCAUAAACUGUCCAACUCUGGAAAAUGGUAUUUUGCCGACGGAAUAGGCUUGCACAGAGAUGAUGAUGAAGUAAAUGAGGAGGCCAUGGAAGAUGCUCACGAUGAUGAAGACGCACCCGAACCACCACAGCCACCACACACCACCGAUCCCGCGAUGGCAUACUUGAUGCAUUCCAUGGCUCGAAUGCACACGCGGAUGGACGAGCAGGACGCACGCCAACAAAGGUUUGAGGAGCGUUUCGACACAUUCACCAACUACUACUACUCCCAACAUGGGUACCCCCCUACCGACCCACACCAGUGACUCCCCC